This is a messenger RNA of Monomorium pharaonis (pharaoh ant), 666 nucleotides long. RefSeq lists its product as uncharacterized. Gene Ontology annotation, cellular component: membrane. The transcript has 5 exons. Lineage: Eukaryota; Metazoa; Arthropoda; Insecta; Hymenoptera; Formicidae. The record is from RefSeq and is a predicted model, not a curated record. The coding region runs from base 177 to 623 and encodes 148 amino acids.
AGGCAAAUAACCGAAUUACUAGAAUGCUAUCAAAUGAUAUUAUAUCAAUCUCAUCUGUAUGAUAUCAUCAGUGACGUCUCCCGUGCUCUCAAAAGGUAUAUCAUUUCAGUCACUCGUUAACUGCCGAUGUAAAACAACGUCUUUUCUUCAGAACUGGCACUGAGGACGAGGUAACGAUGUCGAAUUUUAUCAUCAACCUUGACUAUUUAAGAAGUUGGAAUGCGAUCUUUAAAAUCCUACAAUUGGCAUUGGGUACGAUUUGCGUAGGAAUCAUUGGUCAUGAGUUUAAUAAUACACUCAUGUACUCCUCCUCGUCAGCAAGCUUUUUUCUCAUUUCAACAACUACUUUUUAUAUUGGAACUUUUAUUCUUUUUAUCAGUUAUUUGUUGUCUCCUUCUGCUGCAUCUAUUAUACCUAAAACAAUUUAUGAACUCGUGUAUCAUGCUAUUGCAUCCUUAUUCUUAUUUUCGGGUUCAGUAGCAAUGAUGGUAUACAUACAUAAAUUUGAAGUUAAAGGUUCUUAUUAUAAGGCGGAAUUAGCAGCUUCUAUUUGCUGUUUGUUAAAUACCUGUUUAUACAUCUGCAGUGCGGUCAUGGGUUUUAGCACUUACGGAGACGAUUAAAAAAUUACUAAAUUAAACAUUGUGGUUUUUUUAACAGCAAAAA